Messenger RNA from Podarcis raffonei (Aeolian wall lizard), 3015 nucleotides. Its product is annotated as vomeronasal type-2 receptor 26-like. Gene Ontology annotation, biological process: G protein-coupled receptor signaling pathway. Gene Ontology annotation, molecular function: G protein-coupled receptor activity. The transcript has 6 exons. The record is from RefSeq and is a predicted model, not a curated record. Gene Ontology annotation, cellular component: membrane. NCBI's taxonomy places the organism in Eukaryota, Metazoa, Chordata, Lepidosauria, Squamata, Lacertidae. Bases 1 to 2199 code for a protein of 732 amino acids.
AUGUGCAACCAAACCCCUGUGGAGUUUCAGUUACCACUAGGAAAACAAAGAACAAAGACUGUGAAGGUCAUCCUAAAUAUCCCAGUACCAGUCAGAGAUAAAGAGAGGGAUUGGGAACAGCCUCCUCUUCACACAUUUCACCAUCCAGGAGAUGUCAUCAUUGGUGGAGUUGCUUAUCAUGCUGGAUUCAUCAUCAGUGAAAUACACUUCAUGGAAGAACCCCGGCAAAAACUGGGAGAAAAAUUUGUCACAGUCAGUAAGCAUUACCAGCAUAUCCUGGCUUUGGCAUUUGCAGUAAAAGAGAUCAAUGAAAACCCUCAGAUUUUACCCAAUCUCACAUUGGGCUUCCAUAUCUAUGACAGCUAUAACAAUGCAAGGAAGACUUAUGAUGCCACAAUGCGACUUCUAUCAUCAUUGGAAAGAGUCAUCCCUAACUACCUAUGUGACAGCCAGAAAAAUCUAAUAGCAGUUGUUGGAGGACUGGAUGUCCAAAUUUCCAUUAAUGUGGGAACUCUCUUGAAUAACUAUAAAAUUCCACAGAGAGGUGUCUGUUUUAACUUCAUAAAGAGAGUCCCUUUGAUAAGAUCUGUCUCUAAACUGAACAAAAUGCUAGAAGAUGGGUCAGAAAUACAUAAUGCAGUAAUGAGCAGUACAACCAAUGUAGUUGUGUUUUAUGGUGAAUCGAAUUCCAUGGUGUUUUUAAGAUGGAUUCCAUAUUUUGCAGAAUAUCCACCAAAGUUACCCAAAAGUAUAGUGUGGAUAACGACAGCCCAAAUGGAACUCACUUCACAAUUUUAUCAAAGGGACUGGGAAACAGAAAUAUUCCAUGGUGUCCUCUCCUUCACAAUUCACUCUAAUGAUGUACCAAAUUUCAAACAAUUUAUUAAGAGUCGAAAUCCUUUCAGAACAAAAGAAGAUGGUUUUAUCAGGGACUUCUGGCGACAAGCCUUUGGCUGUGUAUUCCCAAACACUAGUGUGGUAGAUGUGGAGGGGAAUAUAUGCACCGGGGAGGAGAAACUGGAGAGCCUUCCAGCACCAUUCUUUGAGAUGGGCAUGAAUGGCCACAGCUACAGCAUCUACAAUGCUCUAUACGCUGUAGCCUAUGCUUUGAACGAUAUGUCCUUACAAGCAAUGGAGGACAGAAGAGGACAGAAGUAUCAGUUGUGGCAGUCUCGGCCUGUUUCUUUAUGUACUGAGCAAUGCCAUCCUGGCUCUAGGAAGAAAGUGAAAGAGGGAAGGCCAUUUUGCUGCUAUGAUUGUAUCCCAUGCUCAGAAGGAGAGAUUUCAGUCCAGGAGGAUGUGAACAAUUGUAAUAUAUGCUCAGAAGAAAAAUAUCCAAAUAAUAAUCAGGAUAUGUGUAUUCCCAAGGAAACAACCUUUUUGUCCUAUGAGGAACCUCUGGGCAUCAGUUUAGCCUGCUUUGCUUUUACUUUUUCUGUGAUCACAGUUUUGGUCCUGGGAACAUUUUUGAAGCACCACCACACACCCAUUGUCAAAGCAAACAACAAAGACCUCACUUAUAUGCUGCUAAUUUCUCUCCUGCUCUGCUUCCUUUCUGCAUUGCUAUUCAUUGGACAACCUGAAAUUGUGGCGUGCCUCCUCCGACAGACGGCUUUUGGCAUUAUCUUCUCAGUGGCUGUUUCUUGUGUGUUAGCAAAAACCACGACAGUGGUUUUGGCUUUCAUGGCCACCAGGCCAGGAUCCAGGAUGAGGAAGUGGGUGGGGAAGAGACUGGCUAUUGCCAUUGUGGUGUCUUGUUCCUUUAUUCAAGCAGGCAUCUGUACUGUGUGGCUGGCAUCUUCACCCCCAUUUCCAGAUGUCGACUUGCACUCAGUCACUAAAGAAAUUGUACUGGAAUGUAAUGAGGGCUCCGUGACUAUGUUUUACUCUGUCUUGAGCUACAUGGGCUUCCUGGCUCUUGUCAGCUUCACUGUAGCUUUCUUUGCCAGGAAGUUACCUGACAGUUUCAAUGAAGCCAAGUUCAUCACUUUCAGUAUGCUGGUCUUUUGCAGUGUUUGGGUAUCUUUUGUUCCAACCUACCUCAGUACCAAGGGAAAAUACAUGGUUGCUGUGGAGAUCUUUUCUAUCUUAGCAUCUGGUGCUGGUCUGCUGGGUUGCAUCUUUGCCCCCAAAUGCUACAUUAUUGUGUUGCGGCCUGAGUUGAACGAAAGGGAACAUCUAAUAAGAAAUAAGACCUGAAGAAUUUGAGUGCAUAGCAUGCAUGUAUGAAGAGUGAUCACCAGACAAGGGGUUAAAAUUGGCUUGUUCUGCUAUGUUCUCUUCUUUUCUUCAUUGUUUUGCAUGCUCCUGUGUUGAAUAAAAUUGUUUAAUUGUACACUGAAAUGGAAAAUAAAUCUGUAAUGUGUCUGUAUUUAGGUUGUGAAGCAUAGCAUGGAAACUUCUAUUGAAGCUAAAGAAGAGCUGAGAGAAGAGUUUAGCAGUUAAUGAUUAAGUGGGGCUAAAUCUCAUCUGGGUCCAUCACAAGGUGUUUAGCUUAGAAUCACAUGAAACCUCUAGUGUUACAAGUCCAUUUGCUUAUCUCUUUCCAAGAAAAGAGCCUCAGGCUAAUGGAGACUGGAAUGGAGGAAAGACAAAGCUUGAAAUUUUAGCACUCGAAGAUAUAUAUAUAUUGGAAUCCAAGUGUGCUAUGCUUGGACAAGCAUAAGACAUUCUUCAACUAUCUGAAUGUAACUUUAUUUGUUUCAAGUUGCUUCAGAGUAAAGUUCUGCAGUAAAUCUUUUGAACCAUAUUUUUGCACUAAAUAAUUUUUCUUUCAAAGAAUCAGCUUUUAUUCACAUUAUUUGCCUCCAUAUGUGCACUGUUAAUGGCCUCAAUAGCCCGGGUUUUGAGAUCAUUAGGGGAAGUCCUUUUCUUGUUUUUGCCACCCUCACAGGUUCACUUGGUAGCGAAGCAGGAGAGGGCCUUCUCAGUGGCUACACACAGACUUGGGAACUUCCUCCAUAAAGAAUUUCUCUCUCCUGGUUGUCCUUCCUUCAGCAGGUGACAGCAGGUGAC